GGGCGGUGCGGGGCGUGCCGGCGGCGGCGCGGCGGGGCCGGCGGGCGGGCGGCGAUCGCGGCCGCGCUGUCAGGCCGGUGCCGGUGUGAUGAAGAUUGGCGGGCAGACCCGGAUUGUACCGAUAACCCUCAGUGAGAUCCUGUGCUGGGGAUUCACCACCCCCCAGGAACAGAAAAGGACAGGACGGGACCACAUCGCCCUUCAUCCUUUGCGGAUAGACCGCCCACAAGCACACCUCUGUUUUCUGGACCCAUCUCGGUUGUGAUCCCUAUCCAGAAGAUCUCAUUUUUUGGGUGGCAGGAACACACUUGCAGCUCCCUGAGCACCCCCGAAACGGUUCUCGAUGUGACUCCCACCCAGGAUGCACCAUGUCUCCCCGGCACCGGCUCUGACGAUGAUGGCCACCCAGACAGUGCCCCCUCCUCCCUACCAAGACACCCCACAGAUGACAGCCACAGCCCAGCAGCCCACCAAGGCUCAGCCCGUGCAUCUCGCCACUCCAGCAGCAGCCCCUAACGCACCAGUAUCUGCCGCGGCCGGCGACCCCCAGGCGCAGCUGGAGGCUGACAAGCGAGCUGUCUACAGGCAUCCACUGUUCCCACUGCUGACUCUGCUCUUUGAGAAGUGUGAGCAGGCGACGCAGGGCUCCGAGUGCAUCACCUCGGCCAGCUUCGACGUCGACAUUGAGAACUUCGUCCACCAGCAGGAGCAGGAGCACAAGCCCUUCUUCAGUGAUGAUCCUGAGCUGGACAACCUGAUGGUGAAGGCCAUUCAGGUCCUGCGCAUCCACCUCCUGGAGCUGGAGAAGGUCAAUGAGUUGUGCAAGGACUUCUGCAACCGCUACAUCACCUGCCUCAAAACCAAGAUGCACAGUGACAACCUACUCAGGAAUGACCUGGGGGGGCCCUACUCCCCCAACCCCUCCUCCCUCAGCCUCCAUCCCCAGGAGAUGUUGCAGAGCUCGCCCGCAGCCCUGCCACCCACAUCCAACCCUCCGCCGGGCAUCGUGGUGCCAGCAGCCACACUCCCACCGGGCAACUUGGCCAUGAGCACUGGCAGCAGCUCGCCGGCUGUGCCAGGUGGAGCCUUGUACCAGCCUGUGACAAUGGUGACGUCACAGGGUCAGGUCCUUGCCCAAGCCAUCGCCCCUGGUGCCCUGCAGCUCCCCAACGCCCAGGUGAACCUCGACCUUACCUCCCUCCUCGACGGUGAGGACAAGAAGUCCAAGAACAAGCGGGGCGUCCUGCCCAAACAUGCCACCAACAUCAUGCGCUCAUGGCUCUUCCAGCAUCUCAUGCACCCCUACCCCACAGAGGACGAGAAGAGGCAAAUUGCUGCUCAAACCAACCUGACCCUCUUGCAAGUCAACAACUGGUUCAUCAAUGCCCGGCGGCGCAUCCUGCAGCCAAUGCUUGAUGCCAGCAACCCAGACCCUGCCCCCAAAGCAAAGAAAAUCAAAUCUCAGCAUCGGCCCACCCAGCGGUUCUGGCCCAACUCCAUCGCUGCUGGGGUCCUGCAGCAGCAGAGUGGCAAUGCGGGGACAAAUCCUGAUGGCUCGCUCAGCAUGGACAACCUGCAGCCCCUCUCCUCAGCGACAGCCACCAUGGCCAUGCAGCAGGCCAUGCUGGCAGCCCAUGACGACUCCCUUGAUGGCACCGAGGAAGAAGAGGAGGAUGAGGAGGAUGAGGACGAGAUGGAGGAAGAGGAAGAAGAAGAGGAAGAGCUGGAAGAAGAGCCUGGUGGCCUCCCAGCAGCACCGGGCGCUGACCUCGGCUUGGACCGCAGUGACUCCUUGGAAUAGCUCCUCCUGCACCAUCCCCAAAUCAUUGACAGCACCAGAAACAAAAUUCCCCCAGAAAUGCCAAAAAAAACCCCAACCCCUGGCAAGAACAAAAACAAAAUUGGUGAGAAAAAAAGCAAAUUGGAGGCACUGGUGGCUGCCCUGGCUGCCCACAGGAGCACAGGGACCAGCACGUCAGCGUGUGGAUGUGAAGGACACAUGUUUACAAGGCACAUAUUGUGGCCGGAUUUAUUUUUCUUUUUCAGGCUUUUUUCUUAUUUUUCCCUUUUCCCCUUCAUUUUUGGUAAGAAAAAGCAUUUUUAGGGGAUGCUGUUUUCCCCACGCGAUGCUCCAAUGCUGUUGGGUGACAGUGGGCUUUCACCAUGGGCCACUGCGUCCAUCACUUGGAUUCCUUGGUGCAAAAAAACCCAAAUCCCAAUAAACAACCCCAGGACUGAUGCUUUUUGGGAUUUUCCCCCAAAAAGAGGAUUCACAGGCGUAAGUAUCAGCACACGGGGAGAAAGAAACAGCGAGUGCAAGUUCUGCUUCAGGUUGGAUCUGAGGAGGGUUUUGGUGCUCUUGACCCACCAGACUGCCCAAAUCUCCCUGUUUUAUCCCCAGUGCUGUGGCCGUUUGGUGACUGUGGACACAACUUUCUGGAAAAGGGAGGAUAUUCCCCCAAAUCCUUUUAUUUAUGUGCUAAAACACCCACUGAAUCUGGAGAAGAACCACCCCAUUCUCAUCCUGAAGGGCUGAGACUGGAUGCAGAGUUGGGGCAAAGGCUGCCGGGAAUGAGACUUUCCCACUGGCACCGAGGCAGGAAAAAAUGGGUUUUCACCCAGAAUUGAAUGGUGACCCCCGAGAGUCACCAAGACGGAAGGAAACUCAAUCAUGUUGCUGAAAGAUGGUUUCUCCCUGACAUUGUCCACCCAUGUGGGAAAAUGGUGGAGUUUUAGCCCAAACAAGCCACAGGAGAGGGUGGCUCAGCAAAAAAAAAGAAAAAAAAAAUCAAUGUAUUUUGGGUUUCUGUAAUUUCAUAAAGGAUUCAUUGUAAUUUAGUAUUAAUUCAUGGCCAUUUAUUAUAAAGUGCUACGAGAUGA
Molecule: messenger RNA, 2880 nt
Organism: Pezoporus occidentalis (night parrot)
Lineage: Eukaryota; Metazoa; Chordata; Aves; Psittaciformes; Psittacidae
Gene: PKNOX2
Product: PBX/knotted 1 homeobox 2
Exons: 13
Coding region: 362-1801 (479 amino acids)
Biological process (GO): regulation of transcription by RNA polymerase II
Molecular function (GO): RNA polymerase II cis-regulatory region sequence-specific DNA binding
Source: RefSeq, a predicted model, not a curated record